Molecule: messenger RNA, 747 nt
Organism: Guyanagaster necrorhizus
Lineage: Eukaryota; Fungi; Basidiomycota; Agaricomycetes; Agaricales; Physalacriaceae
Product: EF-hand
Exons: 3
Coding region: 158-658 (166 amino acids)
Cellular component (GO): myosin II complex
Molecular function (GO): calcium ion binding
Source: RefSeq, a predicted model, not a curated record
AUCGGACCUCGGCAAAACAAUGCAUGCCGACUUCGGGAUCUCCCAAAUUCCAGCUCCGCAUUAGGGGAACAAUGGUCCAAAUUUGUCCUCAUCGUCACCUCCCUCCUCCAACGCGCCUAUUAAGCUGCCUCGAAACGCGUUCUUCUCCUCCCCAACCAUGUACGGAGCUUCCAAUGCCGUGCAAAAAGCCAAACGGCGCACCCACAGCCGCCCCGAGCUCUCCGACGAGCAAAAACAGGAAAUCAAAGAGGCCUUCGAACUGUUCGACACAGACAAGGACGGCUGUGUGGAUUAUCAUGAGCUCAAAGUCGCGAUGCGCGCACUGGGGUUUGAUAUGAAGAAGGCGGAGGUGUUGAAGAUCCUCCGGGAUAACGACAAGACCGGUCAUGGGCUCAUGGAUUUUGAUGACUUUGCGAAAAUAAUGACGGAGAGGAUACUCGCACGAGACCCUAUGGAUGAGAUUCGGCGCGCCUUCCAGCUUUUCGACGACGACAACACGGGAAAGAUCAGUCUGAGGAAUUUGAGGCGCGUGGCAAAGGAGAUUGGCGACCGGCUGGAGGACGAUGAAUUGCAAGCAAUGAUAGAUGAGUUCGACCUGGACCAGGACGGCGAGAUCAGCGAGCAAGAGUUUUUGGCUAUCAUGACGGAUGACGCAUAGCCUGCUUGUUCUACACAUACCAUCUAUGUCUUGUAUUGCUCUCCGUCUCUGUAAGUGAUGUCUUUCACCUCUAAAAUCUUGCUGCCGAU